UGUCAAAGUCAAAAUUCAAUCGCAAGAUGGCGAGAUCAUGUUUUUGGUUUCUUUGUUUUGUUUGGGAAUCUAAUGUGAAUUACCGAUAUAUUGAAGUGGUAUCGGCAUAUGAAGCUAAAUUCUAGCAGCGUUAAGUGAAUUAGAUACAGGAAUAAGUGUUUUCACUUCAUUAUUAUAUAUCUCAAAGAUGGUCCUGAGAAAGUGUAGUAUACUACACUGUAUAUCAUGUUCGACUAGAAAGGAAGAUAUUGGUGUUACUUAUCACAAGUAUCCAAAAGAUGUUUCCUUGAGGGCAGUUUGGGCUGAGGUUUCUAAAAUUAAAAUCAGAGACAUACAACUCACGACAUAUGUUUGCUCGCGACAUUUCCGCAAAAGCGAUUUCCAAAUGUACAAGGAUUCUAAAUAUGUCCUUAAGUCAGAUUCCAUACCUUCAAUAUUUCCUUGGACAACAAUGGACACCGACACAGAUUCUUCCAAAGCUGAUGACACAAACACUGAAAGUGUAGCAAGUAAAACUGUAACCGACAAUGUCAUUAUGGAGACUGAUGAUGAAACUAAAGAAAUAAAAGCUCUAAAUAGCAGCAAGGAAUCUGAUGGGGAGAAUUUAGAUGCCAUUAGAAAGUACAUUGAGGAACAAGAAAAGGAGAUACAAGAACUCACUGCUCAGAGUAGUGAAAAGAAGAAUGAGGAAACAAAGAAAGUUGCAGAAGUCAAGGAAAUUAAAUCCAGUACAGAAGAGACCAUGGAUGUAGCAUCAAGCAUGAUGGAUAUGAUUCUGAGUGAGUCUGAAGCAAGGAUAGCUAAAAAAGAUGGGGGCGAUCAAAUCAAAGGCUUGUCAACACCUGAAAAAGGUAGCAGUAGUGUGGCAUUGUCUGUCGGUUCCCAAGUGGAAGCUAAAGAUUUUGCUGAGUUCUGGCACCCAGCCGAAAUCAUGGAAGUUGAUUAUGAUGAAAUGGAAGUGUUGGUACGCUAUGACAAUCCAGCUAAGAGCAGACAUGAUGAAUGGAUAAGUGUGAGCAGUCCCCGGCUAAGACCUCGAGGCACAUCGGAAGCACUUCCAGGGGAAACUCCUCAAAUAGACACUGCUCCUGAAGGAACUCCACAGGAUAUGACAGCAGCUGCGACUAUACCAGAUCCGCAGGCAGUUACAGAGGAGUUGAAAGUGGAAGACAAAGUUAAACUGACUUUUGUUGUUGGUGAGAGAUGCUUGGCUCGUUGGCGGGACAACAGGAGGUUCAUGGCUACUAUUACUAAGGACUUGGGUGAAGGAAAAUACGAAAUCGCUUUUGACGACGGUUUUCAAUGGAAAUGCGCAGUAUCGAGGUUGUGUAAAUACAAAGAGAAUCUCAGUGUGGACACAGGUUCAUUAACCCCAAGUGCUUCAGUCCCAUCGCCAAUUCAACACGGAGUUGGGCCGAGUGGCGCCCCGCUGCUCCCCGCAUACCACACACACCUUUUUGACCCCAACCGUGAUUACUUAGGAUCCAAGAGCGAGAGACGUGAAAUGAAACGCAAGUUGAAUGUGAAGGAGUUGUUCAAUAUCGGUCAGAAGAAACGAAAGAAAAUACCAGAAGAAAAACCACAGAAGGUCAUGACGCCGAAGAAGCAGAAGGUCGUAAAGAAGAAAAUUACCCCAUCAAAACCUGAUAGUAAGAAAAAGGUGUCAAGGAAUGAUAUUCCUGAGGCAGUAGCUUCAAUUAUAGGAACAGUUAACGAGGAACUAGAACAGAAAGAUAAAUUAGAUUCCACAGCUGCUGAAUCUGUAGUUACAGAGGCGAAAGAUGAUAUUAAAGAUAAUAUGGAUGUGGAAAAUGAAAUCGUAGAAACUUCUAGCGAAAUUACCAUUUCUGAAACAGAAGGAAAGGCACAGGAACUUGAUGUUGUUACCCAUUCCCAGAUUGAUACAACAGUUGCUAAUAAUGUUUUAUCAACAUCAGUAAAUGAUAAUUCUAUUUGUGAAAAUGCAGCUGACAUGUUAACUAUUGAAAAUGAAGCAUUAGUUAUUGGGAACAAUGAAUCAAGUCCCGAAAAGGACUCACCUUGUGCCGUUGCCAGUGAAACAAUAAAAACAGAAGAUUUAGUUGAUAAAACUGAAACUGUUGGUGAAACACAUAAGACUAUACCAGAAGAGGAGCUGAAGCUUGAGAUAUUCGAGAAACAAGACGAAGUGAAGCACGAGGAGGUCAUAGACAAAAUAAAAGAGGUCAUUACAAAAAUAGAGGGUGAUUUGAACCACGUACAAGUCGAGUCGCCCAAAGCUGAAAUUAAAAUUGAGGGCAUAAAAGAGGAAGCAAGAGAGAAAAGUAAAAAGUUGUCGAAAAUAAAGAAAGGUAAAAAGUUGAGGUUGUUACAGGAGAAGAAGGUGAAGAAGCAGGUGGAGAAAGUGAAGAAUGAGCUGGAAGAGAUGAAGCGGCAGGUUGAAGAAAUGAGGAAGCAGAUGUUGAUGAAGACUGGUGGGGUUGAGGGGGAGGGACCCAUGCAGAUGCCCGAGAGCUUCCUGUUGCCUGGAGAGUGGUGUUGCAAGUGGGUCAACGGCCAGCCCGUGGGAAAAGUGUGUGAAUUGGAGUCUGACCCACGCGAAGAAGCUAAAGGGGGUCUGCCGAGGAGAAGUGUGCAAGUUGAAGAUAAACGGUUACCUGAGGGCUGGACUAAACACAUGGUUCGAAGGAGUCUGGGACAUUCGGCGGGGAAAUGGGAUGUGGUUUUAGUUAGUCCCGACAACCGUCGAUUUCACACGAAGACGGACAUGCGCAACUACCUGGAGAACAACCCCGAUGAGGAGCUGAAGCAAUACGAGCACGCGCUCAUGGACUUCGGAGUACACCUCAAGCUGUCGCGGAGGAUGGGCUGGUUCACUACCACACCAGGUGGCACAGACGAUAUACCCGUGAUGACCCUCCCGGCCGGCACGCUGAACACGACGUCGCCGCUCGUGAAGCGGAGGAAGCUCAGCCUCAAGAACAGGCCGCGGCAGAUCAAGAUCAAGAUGAAGGAGAAGAAGAGGAAGCCGGCGCGGAAGGGCUACGAAAUCCCUUCGGCAGAGCAUUUAGGAGCAGCUGGAUCAGCAGACGGAGAAUACAUGGUGGUCGACACUUCCGCGCCUCUCCCGCCGAGUGACCCGCCUUUAGAAGAUGGUUACGUAUAUGUCGGCUCACUAAAAGUACAAAUCAUCGAGAAUCUUCUCCGCUGUCCAGCUGAGGGUUGCUUUAAAAACUUCAGGAAUAACACCCUCAUAAAAAUGCACAUAAAGCAUUACCAUAGAGAGCUCCGAAAGAUGUUGGGUAGAACGCCUAAAGUAGCAGAUUUGGCGUCCGCCAGAGCAUUACCAACGGACGUGCCGCUUCAAAAAGGCAGAGAACCAGAAUUAAAGACACUUAAAGUCAAAAUCGCAAAAAUACACAAUAAAGAAAUAAAGAAUACAAUAAAGAAAGAGGAGCCGAAACAAGAAGUGAAACUUGAAUUACCGAUAGAAACACCAACAACUCCAGUGAAAGACAUUGAAAUGCCUAAGCAGGAUUCACCAAAAUUGAGACACGCUUUAGUGAAUAAACCAUUGAAAAGGCCCAGAGUUUUAUUGCCAGUACGAAGGGCUGAGCCCGAGUUUGAGCCUGUUGAAGAGAUCGAGGAAGCCAUAUCGGAGCCGAUGCAAAUGAUUGAUAUACAAGAUUUCGAAGCUGCUAUUUCCACACAUACAGUUACAAAACCCACUAAUUUUGAUAAGAUUAAAGUUAUAAGUGAGGAUGAUGAGUGGUAUGGCAUGAAUUCUGAUGUGGACACUCAAUCGAGUUUCCCAAGGUCCGGGAGCCCUGAUUCAAAGAGUAUGGACCAGAAGCCGGUGUCGUCAGAAUCUAAUGAGGAACACCAGAAGGAUAUGGAUAAUUACACUUACACUGAAAAUGGUGAACGCAUCAAAAUCGUGCACAUGAAGCGAGAAGAGAUAAUAAACUGCCACUGUGGUUUCCGAGAAGAGGACGGACUAAUGGUGCAGUGUGAAUUGUGUUUGUGUUGGCAACACGCGCUCUGUCACAACAUUCAGAAGGAGUCUGAGGUUCCAGAGAAAUACACGUGCAGCAUAUGCCUGAACCCGUGGCGCGGUCGGCGCUCGAAGCGGUUCGUGCACGACCAGGACCGGCUGUACGAGGGCGCGCUGCCGGGCGGCGGCGGGGGCGGGGGCGCGGGCGCGGGGGGCGGGGGCACCAACGCGCGGCUGCGGCGGGCGCACGAGCUGGGCGGCAACCUGCUGCGGCUGCAGGACGCUCUGCACGCGCUGCAAGUCAAGUACCACGUCGCUGUUAAGAAAGAUCACCCAAAACUUUACCUCUGGGCCAAAGACUGGGAGAACGGAGACAUCAACAUGACUCAGGAGCGACUCAACUCGGAGUACUCGGACCUGAACAUCAUGUUGAACUCCAUCGGCAAGGAGAACAUGAGGAUCAAGGUCGACGACCUCAAUAACAUUGAUAUGGACCAUGACAGAGUAAGCCAGCGCGAUGGCCUCAACCCCGUGGUGCUGAGCGGGCUGGUGUCCAGCCCGGGCGCGCUCGAGCUGCCGCUGUCCGGCUCCGAGCUCGAGCGCCUCGCCGGCGACGCGCAGGACGAACAAGAGUUACCCCGCGGGCCUCAACCUGAAGCAGCUAUAGAGAACGGUCCGUGCCGAGAACGUUUGCUGCGACACAUACAACGAUGUCAAGCUAUCAUCGACGCUAGGUUGGACUCCAUCGAGGCCCAGGUGGCAGAGCUAGAAUCUCAAGACCCAUCAUUUGAAGAUGACGAGACAGCCGACUACUUCCCCCGCACCAAGCAGACCAUACAAAUGUUGAUGAGGGACCUGGACACUAUGGAAGAACUUGGUGCCAGUUAAUGAAAUAAAGCAUAUGAUCAUUCUAUUUUUUUCUAACAAGAUGUCGAUGUUUUUUGAGACAUUAU
Messenger RNA from Plodia interpunctella (Indianmeal moth), 4926 nucleotides. It is a transcript of the gene MBD-R2, whose product is annotated as PHD finger protein 20-like. Gene Ontology annotation, molecular function: DNA binding. The record is from RefSeq and is a predicted model, not a curated record. The coding region runs from base 188 to 4861 and encodes 1557 amino acids. Gene Ontology annotation, biological process: regulation of transcription by RNA polymerase II. Gene Ontology annotation, cellular component: NSL complex. The transcript is spliced from 19 exons. NCBI's taxonomy places the organism in Eukaryota, Metazoa, Arthropoda, Insecta, Lepidoptera, Pyralidae.